AUGUCCCUCCCUCCUCCUCAUCAAGCUAUCGUUGAUGCCCUGAUCAAAGACCUCCUGCAAGCCAACCCCGACGACCCUAUUCAGUACUGUGCGAAUUACUUCUGCCGCAAGCUCGAACUCGAGCGGGCCUCCGAGAGAAAAGCAGCCAAGCCAGCCACCGCCGCAAAAGCGAACAUGACAGACACCGCAGGCCCUUUCGACAACCGCAAUCCCUUUGGAGCGAAGAACGUCAAUAGCAUAGAAGAGGAGGAUGAAGAACGCGAUAAUUUCGGCUCGCCGACUGAUCCCACCUUCAAGUCUCGAGGCUCAGAACGCUCUCCCUUUGGCGGUUCGGGUUUCGGCGCCGUAGCUGGUGCUACCGCUAGUGAUGGGCCGUUUGGAAACUGGCUGGGUGGUCAAGGGAGCCCUUCGACAGAGUCAGAGACACCAGCUCAACCUCUGCCAAACAACUAUGCAAGUUCUCGCCGGACUUCGGUCUCUGCCGAGUCUAUGCAACCGGACGCCAACUCGGGCAACUGGAAGGCUCCCAAACAUACGAAGGCUCCUGACCAGCUGGACAGACUCAGGCACGCCGUAGCCGGCAAUUUCUUGUUCUCGAGUCUAGAUGAAGAGUCAUUCCAGCUGGUGCUGGACGCCCUCAUGGAGAAGUCCAUUCCUGCCGCCAACAUCAAAGUCAUCACUCAGGGCGAUGAAGGUGACUACUUCUACAUCGUCGAAUCGGGUGACUUCGACAUCUACAUCAAUCCCAGUGGUUACGUCGAGUCGGGACCCGAGGGCUUGGGCAACAAAGUCGGCACGAUUGGUCCUGGUGGCAGCUUCGGUGAAUUGGCCUUGAUGUACAACGCUCCCCGAGCGGCCACUAUCGUCAGUGCAUCCAAAGGCGGGCUGCUCUGGGCCCUGGAUCGUGUCACGUUCCGCAGAAUCUUGAUGGACAACGCCUUUCAAAAACGCAAGAUGUACGAAAGCUUCCUGGAAGAAGUGCCGCUUCUAUCCUCCCUGAAGCCAUAUGAACGAGCCAAGAUUGCCGAUGCACUUGAGACUUCCAAGUUCGAAGCCGGCACAAACAUCAUUACUGAAGGAGAACCCGGGGACUCGUUUUAUCUUCUGGAAUCGGGCGAGGCUGUUGCAUACAAGCAUGGCGUUGAUAAGCCGGUCAAAGAGUAUAAGAGGGGGGAUUUCUUUGGUGAGCUGGCCUUGCUCGAUGACAAGCCUCGUGCCGCGAGCGUGGUGGCGAAGACCAAUGUGAAAGUGGCCAGGCUGGGCCGGGACGGAUUCAAGCGGCUCUUAGGGCCGGUGGAGAGUAUCAUGAGACGCGAGGAGUAUGACGCUGGAGAGUCACUGGAUCCUCUGAGCCAGCACAGGACGGUGACCUAA
This is a messenger RNA of Capronia coronata CBS 617.96, 1374 nucleotides long. RefSeq names its product cAMP-dependent protein kinase regulator. Gene Ontology annotation, biological process: regulation of protein phosphorylation. The record is from RefSeq and is a predicted model, not a curated record. Gene Ontology annotation, molecular function: cAMP-dependent protein kinase regulator activity. The coding region runs from base 1 to 1374 and encodes 457 amino acids. Gene Ontology annotation, cellular component: nucleus; cAMP-dependent protein kinase complex. Lineage: Eukaryota; Fungi; Ascomycota; Eurotiomycetes; Chaetothyriales; Herpotrichiellaceae. The transcript has a single exon.